UUCAGUUGCAAUUGAACAUGACCGCCGCUGCGUUGAGCCAUGCUCAUUCGUUCUUUAUUAUUGCGGAAACAAGCUCGCAAUGCCACCACUAAGAGGGUCUUGACGCUCGGUUGCUUCCCCGAUGCAUCAACAGCCUCUGUUUCGCCUCUUCGAUUACGAAGACUUGUCCAAUCGAGACAGCAAGACAGUGACUUGCGCGUCUUGCUGGACAAUCCAACCGCAGCAUCCCCAUCGUCGUCUGCUGCAAUAGCACCAACGGGCCUUUUUAUGCACUCCGCCCUUCGGCGGCCAUAUGAUUUCAUCUCUUUGACCCACUCUACAAUCAGUCGCGCCAGAGCCAUAGUAAGACGAAUAUCCAACGCACGCUCUUCUGGCCUGUCGGAGAUGCGAAACGUUGUCAAAAACUUUGAUCGACUGAGCGAUGUUUUAUGUAGCGUGAUAGAUGUGGCUGAGUUGGUCAGACACACACACCCAGACCCCAAAUGGGUUGUUGCGUCCAAUGAGGCUUAUGAAAUGCUUUGCUCGUAUAUGAAUGUGCUCAACACGCAUACGGGACUAUACGAGGUGCUCUCAACGGUAGUGCACGACAAAGCGCUAUCCUCACAUUUUACCUCGGAGGAGAGAGCAGUGGCCACAAUAUUUCUUCGUGAUUUUGAACGUUCCGGAAUAGAUCUUCCGCCAUCACAAAGAUCAAGAUUUGUAGAACUUUCCGACAAAAUUUUGCACAUUGGAAGAAAGUUUUUAAUCGGGGACGGAAGGGAAAGAGGGGAAGUGAGCAUCCCUUUAUCGGUUUUGAGCAAUACCAUCGUCCCACAGGGUCAGCACCACCUUCAUAACCUCGGCAAGCGGGCAUCUCGCCUUACACGCAAUGUCAUGGUACGGGGUGGAUCUUGGGAGGCGCAGCUAAUAAUGCGAUACUGCGCUGACGCCCGAAUACGGAAAGAUGUCUAUCUAGCUAGCGAUCAGGAGAAUAUAUCAGGAAUAGAAACGCUUGAAUCCCUCUUGCGGGCUCGGCAUGAACUUGCCAAACUUGUAGGCAAGAGCAGCUUCGCGGAAAUGACUUUGACCGACAAAAUGGCAGGAUCGCCAGAUAACGUCCUACGAUUCCUCCGUGCACUAGGCCACCACCAUCGUCCAUCCGCAUUAGCUGAAAUCAUACGACUUCGCGGCGCCAAAGCUACUCCUGAUUCCCCAUUCCCCACCAUCUAUCCAUGGGAUCGCGAGUUCUAUGCCAACGCAUUGCCGCCCUCCUCUACCGCCUCCUCCCGGCCGCUUCCAAUUUCGGUUGGCUCGGUCUUCGGCGGCCUAUCUAAAUUAUUCAACCACCUGUUUGGCCUCUCAUUCCGUGUGACAGAGACAGCUGCUGGGGAGGUUUGGCAUCCUGACGUCAAGAAGUUGGAGGUUUCAGAUGAGGACGCUGGGGUGAUUGGUUGGAUCUAUGUAGACUUAUUCGGGAGGGAAGGCAAGCCUCACGGUGCCGCACACUAUACAGUGAGGUGCUCGAGACGAGUGGAUAAUGACGAUUGGUUGGGUGACGCUACACACGAAGACCCAACCAUGCCUCUCUCGUCGUUGUUGGAGACUGGGCGUGGCAACAUUUUGUCCGGUUUGGGUCCACGACCAAUCCGUAACAAAGAAGGGUUAUAUCAACUACCCAUAGCUGUGUUGUCAUGCGAUUUCGCCAAGCCUAGCGUGAAACACGGUCCAACUAUGCUUACCUGGACCGAGGUGGAAACAUUGUUCCAUGAGAUGGGUCAUGCCGUGCAUUCCAUGUUGGGACGAACCGAAUUCCAUAACGUGGCAGGGACACGUUGUGCGACUGACUUCGUCGAGCUGCCGUCUAUUCUGAUGGAACACUUUCUAGCCUCAGCACCCGUCCAGUCCUUGCUUACAGACAAACCGAAUACAACUAUCGUCGCACCCUCCAGGUCCCGGGGGCCAUUGCCCGCUGUAGACGCGCACGCCCAGAUCGUACUCGCCACCUUAGAUCAGCUCUACCAUUCACCCAAAGCAGGAGAAGAAGCGUUCUCUUCAUCACAGGUUCUCGCAGAGCUUCAAGACACCCUUGGUGUUUUCCCGUUCGUACCGGGGACAGCAUGGCAGACACAGUUCAGCCACUUGUACGGGUACGGCGCAACCUAUUAUUCUUACCUGUUCGACCAAGCCAUCGCGUCCCGCGUUUGGUCACAGCUCUUCGAGUCUGACCCCCUGAACAGAGAGACGGGCGAGCGCUACAAAAAUGAAGUACUUAUCCACGGCGGAGGCAAAGAGCCUUGGGAAAUGGUCGGGAGCUUACUCCGCGAUCCAAUGAUAGGAUCUGGAGGCCACAACGCGAUGGAAGCUGUUGGUCGAUGGGGAAUUGACCAUUCCGUUUCUGCGUCCCAGACACACUAAUUGAUAUUCAUUGGUUGGGUGAACAGUAAUGCAAUCCAGUUCAUAGACCUCAUUAUCGGGAUAGACACACAUAUGUAAUGUUAAUUCGCUCAUGGCUGGGAAGUUCAUGAAUCCCCAAGAUGAAUGGUGCGGUUUGAGGUGUUUGCUCGAUAUAUAGAUGAAUGACAUAACAUG
This is a messenger RNA of Cantharellus anzutake, 2568 nucleotides long. RefSeq names its product mitochondrial intermediate peptidase. Gene Ontology annotation, biological process: peptide metabolic process. The transcript has 4 exons. Lineage: Eukaryota; Fungi; Basidiomycota; Agaricomycetes; Cantharellales; Hydnaceae. The record is from RefSeq and is a predicted model, not a curated record. The coding region runs from base 40 to 2394 and encodes 784 amino acids. Gene Ontology annotation, molecular function: metalloendopeptidase activity. Gene Ontology annotation, cellular component: mitochondrion.